Messenger RNA from Magnolia sinica, 489 nucleotides. RefSeq lists its product as uncharacterized. The coding region runs from base 1 to 489 and encodes 162 amino acids. The transcript has a single exon. Lineage: Eukaryota; Viridiplantae; Streptophyta; Magnoliopsida; Magnoliales; Magnoliaceae. The record is from RefSeq and is a predicted model, not a curated record.
AUGGCUAGUUGUGGAGGGCAUGUUGGUGGGUCCAACAACAAUGAUGAAGUGGUGGGUGGAGCAUCUUCUUUUAUUGAUGAUGGCAUGGUAGGUGGGAGCCCAUUUAUGGGUUUUGAAAGUGGAUUAAUGGAUGUUGAUGGUGGGUUGAUGGGUCCUCUUGACGAGGUCAAUGCCAUUUAUGGCUUUGCUCCUACCAUCAUUAAUGGUGGAGGUGGGAUGUGGGAGGAUGGAUUGGGUGGAUUAGAUGGGUUUGAUGGCUCCAUGCUUGGUGGGUCAUCGGGUGGUAUGGAUGUCGAUAUGAUGGUGAUGGACGGUUCGGAUCUUGAUGGGAUGCCCUUAGAUGGUGGGGAUGGUAGGUUGGUCGGCUUGGAUGGUGCGAAUGGGAUGGAUGGGAAUGGGAUGGAUGGCGGGCCCCAUUUCGAUGGAUCGGGUUUGGUGAGCGGUUUGGAUUUGAAGGGUGAUAGACCCCUUGUCGGCGGAUUAGGUUAG